Molecule: messenger RNA, 1254 nt
Organism: Stomoxys calcitrans (stable fly)
Lineage: Eukaryota; Metazoa; Arthropoda; Insecta; Diptera; Muscidae
Product: protein FAM50 homolog
Exons: 1
Coding region: 107-1204 (365 amino acids)
Biological process (GO): chromatin organization
Cellular component (GO): nucleus
Source: RefSeq, a predicted model, not a curated record
UCCAAGGGCCAAUUAAGUAAACAACAUUGCAUUUUUACUAUCUCUGCAAUUUGUAGACUUUUUUAUAAAAAAAAAUUGUCCUUACUUUUGUCGCAAGGCAUAGAAUAUGGCCCACUAUAAAGGAGCAGCCAGUGAAGCGGGCCGUGCUGCCCAGCUUAUGAAGAAGCGUGAAAUACAACAGCAAGAAAUUGAGUUUCGCAAGAAGAAAAUUGAGGAGGAGCUAAAAUUGGACAAAAUUGAAAACAAAUUUGCAACCCAUUACGAUGCCGUGGAGCAGCAACUCAAAACCUCCACCAUUGGUUUGGUCACCUUGGAUGAGAUGAAAGCCAAACAGGAGGACAUUGUAAGGGAACGAGAGAAAAAGCUAGCCCAGAAGAUAGAUGAAAAAGAGCGAGAGAAGCAAAGGGCCCUGGAAGCUAUACAAGCUGAAAAGAAUAAGCAAAAGAUACAAAUAAAGACAUUGUCAUUUAGUUUCAACGAUGACGAGGAGGAGGCGGACGAGGACGACGAUGAUGAAGAUGAAGACCAAGAUAAGGAGGAACAAUUGGAAAUCAAACCGGAAAAUUUCGUCAAACCCGACAAGAAAAAAUGGACCGAUUUGAAACCAGAAGACCUCAACACACUGCCAAAGAAGAGAAUAUGUAAAAAUCCAGAUGUGGAUACCAGCUUUCUGCCAGAUCGCGACCGAGAAGAGGAAGAAAAUCGUUUGCGUGAACAAUUACGCCAAGAAUGGGUAAUGCAACAGGCCACGCUCAAGGAUCAAGAAAUACCCAUUACCUUCAGUUACUGGGAUGGUUCGGGCCAUCGUCGUAGUGUGGUCAUGAAAAAGGGCAAUUCCAUAUAUCAAUUUCUGCAAAAAUGUUUGGAAGUUUUGCGCAAAGAAUUCAAUGAACUGAAAACUGUUAUGGCCGAUCAGCUAAUGUAUGUCAAGGAAGAUUUAAUAUUGCCCCAUCAUUAUACAUUCUAUGAUUUUAUUGUGACCAAGGCCAGAGGUAAAUCUGGCCCUUUGUUUCAAUUCGAUGUUCACGAUGAUGUGCGGCUGAUAAGUGAUGCUUCAGUGGAAAAGGAGGAAUCACAUGCUGGUAAGGUGUUGCUGCGUCAAUGGUAUGAGCGUAAUAAGCAUAUAUUCCCAGCAAGUCGUUGGGAACCUUAUGAUCCCACAAAAUCCUAUGAUAAGUACACAAUUAAGGAUAAAAAGAAAUAGUAGCAAUAAUGGAAUAAAUAGAAGAGAAGUAAUUGUGGAGUAAGAACAAA